Molecule: messenger RNA, 4119 nt
Organism: Dicentrarchus labrax (European seabass)
Lineage: Eukaryota; Metazoa; Chordata; Actinopteri; Moronidae
Product: soluble lamin-associated protein of 75 kDa
Exons: 11
Coding region: 256-4119 (1287 amino acids)
Source: RefSeq, a predicted model, not a curated record
CACACACACACACACACCCUCUGUCCCAGCUACCGUGCCUUUGGAACUCAGUGUUCCCUGUUACUUUUUCACGGUUUCAGACAGUCUGUGUCUGUGUUUGUGCUCAGUGUUAGUCCGGUAAAGUCCGCUCUGUGCUCCGCUCUCGUUGGACGGGUUGUGCGCUAAUGAGAGAAAAAGUGCGCACUCAGCGUUUGUGCAGCCGCGCUCCUUGCCUCUAGCUGUGUCUUCACUUUUAACGAGCCUCUUUAUUCAGGGAUGGAGUUCCCCGUGGAUCUCCUGGCUGAUGUCAGCCAGGUGGAGCUGGAACAGUCGGCCCACAACUACAUAAACAACCUGCUCUACAGCAACCCUGAUUUACCUGAACACCUCAUCCUCUCGGACUCUACCCAGGUCACCAUAAACAUCUCUAGUGUGGGCUUCACCCCCCUGUAUGGACUGAGUGAUAAACAUAAGAUCCUGGCCCUGUUCUCGCCCAGUGACCCAAUGACUGCUGUGGCUCUGUACCUGCUGGACCAGUGGUGGACAGUGGACGACAUUCUCAAGACAGCAGACCCUGAUCGAGAUGGAGCGAUGGAGGUGGAGACUCUAGGAGAGAGAGUAGUUUUGUACAUCCUUAAUCGUAUCAUCUAUAGAGCCAAGGAGAUGACCUCUGAGGAGCUUCCCUUCCUCUGCCAUGGAGAAAAAGAUUGUGCAAAGAUCCUCUGGAAUAAAGGAGAGGCUGUUGGCUUCUACUCAGUCAAACCCUCAGGCAGCAUCUACAAUUCCUCUUCAACCAGAAGCUAUCUGCUCCCUGUCAUGGACUCCAUAUUUGUCAGAAAAUGUCAUCGUGGUAAAGGCUUUGGCUUCCAGAUGCUGGAGGACUUUGUGCUCAGUUCCCAUGAGGACUGUCUGGGGUUGAGGUACCCCCUCACCAAAUCCAUGUAUAAAGUGUGUCAGAAGUACCUGUGUCAGUACCCGGAACACACAGACCUGCUGUGGGAGGUAGAGAGCAUAGGUGGGCCCAGCCAGAGGACCAAUAUAGCCAGAAAGAUCCAGGCCAUGGAUCUGAGUGCAGUAUCCAAGAGUCUCGUAUUCACGGAGGAAUCAGUUGUGAUUACUGAGAUGACUGAAACGGAUGUGGUGAUGGAGGCAAUUCCCACACAAAUAAAAGAAACUGAAUCUGUGGAAUGCACAGUUGACAUUGUGGAGGAAGUGACAGUACGGAGAGCGACCAAAGUUUCAGAGGCUGAAUUGCCUGUUGCAGCCCGGGGAAGGAGUGGUGGUUCAAAAAGAAGGAAUGUGGAAGAAAGGAUCACAGAGGAAAAGUCUGAAAAAAUUAUCAGAAUCGAGGAUAUUGAAGCAGAAACCCCAAGAGAUGAGCAACUUGGUGCACAACAGAAGACAGAACUGAACGAUGGCUCCGAGUUGGUGCAGACUGAGGGUAUGUUUAGUAUUGGAGAAGAUGUUGUUGAUACUGCACCUAAAGAAGCAGCUACAGCUACUAUCUCAGACACACCUGCCACUGUCCUACCAUCUCAAGACCUAGAAGAAGAUGAUGUUACUGCAACACCUACGACUGUGAAGCCACAAGUAGAAGAUGAUCUGAACACUUCGCAUGACUCACAGAUAACAGUUGAGAAUGUGGCAUCAGAAAUUGAGGAAGCAGAAGAAGAGCAUAAGGAGGAAGACUCUGCAGUGCUGGUAGCACAACACGUAGUAAGUCUAUCAACACAUGCAACAUCAGAGGGUGGUGAGGCUGGAAAAACAGGAAGAGCCGUUGUUAAGGCCAUAAAAAUUGUACAGAGUGAAACCCCCAGACGGAGAUCUCAGCGCCACAGAAAGCUAGAGGAGGAAAUUACAGCCCAGGAUAGAGGGAGAGUUUUGAGAGCAAGGACUGUUAUGAGCACUGCCACGCCCAAACGCAAUUCUACACGACACAGCCAUAAAGUGAAUGAAGAAUCAGAGAAAGAGGUUGAUGUGGCAGAGGAGAAUAAUGUUUCUUCAACUGAAGUAUUGGAGGAAUUAACCGUAACUGGGGGGAAAGAACUAGAAGAAAUUGCUUCCAUAAAAGAGGAUGUAACUACUGUGGAAGAAUUAAAAGAGGAAGUAAAGCAACAGGUGGAAGAUGAAGAGCUGACAAGUGCAGAGGAGACAGAGAAACAAGAGGAGCCUGGGGUGAAAGACACUGUAGUGAAGGGGAGUUCCACAGAGCUGCCAGAUACAGCAAAGAAUGCUCUUACAGAGGUAAAUGUGGAUGAAAAAGUAACAGAUGAGUCUGAGAAAGAACAAAAGGGUGAGGAGGUAGAAAAAUCAGUGGUAGAGGAUAAACAACAGGUCUCUGAUGAUGAGAUAGAGGAGCCUCCUGUUGUACAGAAGAGAGCUUCAAGAGGCAGACGUAAAGUUACUCCUAAGUCCACACAACAAAGCGAGGGACAUAAGAAACAAGAGGAAGAGCGUACAGAUGAAGCUGACCUGGGAGCAGGAAGUGCUGCUAGUGAAGAGAAAGCAGAUGAGAAAGCAAUGGACAAACAGAUGGAGGAGGAGACUGUUGACAAAACAGAAGAAAAUAAAUCCACUGAGGAAUUAACUGUUGUGGAAGAAGGUACAAAGGCAGAGGAACCAGCAGAGGAUGUUACACCUUCAACUGAGGUGAAAGUGGAGGAGUGCAUGGAAGUCCAGGAAGACAAAGAGACUGAAGGAGGAACAGAGACCGUAUCAGUGAUGGAGGCAGAUAAGGACAAAGAGGAAGAUGACAUGAUACAAGACCCUAACACUGUUGCUACUGCUUCAGAAACAGUAACACCUGAUGAAGUAGAUGAGACUGCCAUAUCAGUAGCUGAAGAGCCUCAGGAAAAGGACAUUGAAAUCCCCAAGCUCCAGAAAGCCACUGUCAUCUUAGUGGACCUAAAGACCUGCAGUCAUCUAAGUGUGAAGGAGGCAGAAGAAACACCAGCUGAUGGAGAGUGUUCUGCUCCAGAAAAGGAGCUGAUAUCAGCUGAAGAGAAGGACAUUUCUAGUUAUGUUGCAGAGGAACAAGCACCAGAGCCAAAAAUGCUGGUGUUGGAGGAGGAAGAUGGGGGGAAACAGGAAAACAAUACAGAAGAAUCUUUAGAUGCAACUGCAGAGGCAGAGACUGUUGAGAAGCAAGAGCUUGAAGAAGAUAGUUCUGAUAAAGAAAAGAAAGAAUCUGCCAAUGUGGAUGGGGAAAUGAGUGAAGCAGAGGAAGCACCAUUUGUUGAAGCAAGAGUUCUCAGAAGUGGAAGAAAGUUGGUGAAGGAAACCUAUCAGCAAUAUAAUAUUGGUGAUGUUGUUACUGAAAAGGAGGUGGAUGAAGCUGAACCAGGCAAUGGUGAGGUAGAAGGAGAGAAAGAAGUUACAGGCAAGGAUGCUGUGGCAGUAACAGUUCCAGUGGAGGAGAAACCGUCUGCAGAGAGUCUCUCAAAAAUAUGUGCAGAUACAGAGCCAGACAUUCCAGUAGUAGAUGACACUGAAGACAAUCUUCCACCAGCCGAGGGAGAUGACGCAAUAAGCUUGGAGGAGGACGAAACACCAGGUGGAACAAAGACACCAAGAUGCAAAACAACAAGAAAGCAAGCAGAUGAACAAGAAGCAGAAUCCAGUGAAGAAGAAGAGACAGCAGUGACAACAAGAACGCUGAGCAGAGGGAGGGAAUCUGCCUCUGCCACGCCUAAAGGCAAAUCCAGAAGAUCCCGUAAACAGGAAGAAGAGCAAAAGGGAGCAGAAGAAUCUAAAAAGAUCGAGGAAACAGGAGGGGAUGAGGGGAAAGCCCCAGAGGAGGAUCAAAUGGAGGUGGAGGAGGAGGAACCCCUUCCUGUAGAAGUUAAAGAAGCAUCUAUAGAAGAGAGAGGGGAAAAAAAUGAGAGAGAGAUAGAAGCUGUUUCUAAAAAAGAAGAAAGUGUAGAGCAGACAAUAGAUGUGGAAGAAGGGAAAGCUGUGGCAGAGGAAGGACAAUAUGUAGAGGAAGAGCAGUUAGAAGCCAUAGUGGCAUCUGCAGAAAAGACUCUCCAGGAAGAGGAAGAUGGACCAAAGGAAUCAGCUAAAGAAGCAGAGGUAGAAGAAGAAAAAGAAGAAAAGAAGAAGAAGAAGAAGAAGGGCUGCGGUCAGCCAAAGAGCCUCUAA